CUGAGGUUGUGCAAUCAGCUGCAGCACUUCCUCAUGAAGAUCAGUCAAGGCGUGGACCAGAACCGAGCUCGAGCUUCUGAGGCUUAAAGAAACAGAACCGCGGAGUUUCAGCGAGUUUCAGAGCUUUUCUCGCAGAAACAGGAGGAUUUCUCUGCGUUUUACUGAAGACUGCGGUGGAAUUAGUGAGUAAAGACCUCGACGCUCCUGUCAGAGAGGUGUUCCUCAGAUCUGUGUGAUGAUCAGCAUGCUUUGAGGAGCAGUAAAUCGUCUUUUUUCCUUCGGCUGCUCUGAGGACAGCAGACACGGAAAUGCUAUUCGUAGCACGGACAUUGCUAGCAUGCGUCUGGAUCCAGAUCCACGUGACCUUCGCCCUGGAAACAUGUCCUGUAGUAGCCCAGCGGAGGGCUGUGGAUUUUAAUGUUGAGUAUUCAUUGCCAUAUUUCCAAACUUUAAAACCUAUACAGAAUAUUGCAGUCAACACGGACCCUCCGGAAGUUUACGUAGCGUCUCAGAAUGUGAUUGAAGCGGUAGAUGACAAUUUUGAGAAGGUAUGGGAGUGGAAAACUGGACCGGUAGACAGUCCAGAGUGUGAGACGUGCCACUGUGGACCAGGGAUUGAUCCUAAUGCGCCGGUGGAUACGGACAACCAAGUGCUUCUACUGGAUCCAUCGCCAAACUUUCGCUUCUUGUACAUUUGUGGGAGCAAUCAGUACGGAGUCUGUACCUUCAUUGAUCUUGACUCUACGCCUUUUAAUUCAAACUGUCUCUACAGGAAAGGGGAAAAUUCACCGUCAGACUGUCCUGACUGUAUCGCGAGUCCUCUAGGAACGAAAGUUAGCAUUGGGGAAGAAGGGCAAACGUCUUAUUUCUUCGUAGCAGCUAAUAUCAACAGCACAAUCGCAGGAACUUACGGCAGGAAUUCUAUUGCAGUGCGACGUCUGCUUUCAACGGAAGAUGGAUUCGACAACAGCACCGAAAGUCUGACGGUGCUUCCAGCCUUUCAGAACUCCUUCCCUAUUGAGUACAUCUACACUUUCUCCACUCUGGGCUACACCUACUUCCUGUCUGUUCAGAGAGAAAACCCCCAACAACCCAACUCCAAGCUCCAGACUCAUCUCGGACGAUUGACGAUUGGGGACAUCGAGGUGUCGAUGUAUCGGGAGAUCGUUUUGGAGUGUGAAUUCAGACCCAAGCGAAGGAAAAGGAACACAGAGUUUACCUCUUAUAACACAGCACAGGCAGCUCAUUUCAGCACAGCUACAGAAGCCCUGAUAGAAGAGCUGGGUAUUAAGCAGAACGGUGUGCUGUACAUCGUGUUUGCUAGCACAGAUAAUGCCGGGAAUCCUACUAGCAAGUCUGCGCUCUGUGCGUUUCCCAUCGAGAACAUUAACGUGGCCAUCAGGAAGGGGGAGAAGGCCUGCUGUAGUCCCAGAGAAGGACGUCUUUCCAGAGGGUUGUGUCAUUUCCAGGACUGCAAUAGCUGCCCUCAUGAGGGAGGAGACAAGUGUGAAUCCCAGCCCACCAUGGUGGCCCUGCCCCACUCCAGAACUGAUUUCUUCAAUGGGCAAAUGAGAGAGUUACUGACGUCCAUACUGGUCACAACUAUCGGCCCAGACACUGUAGCUCACAUUGGGACUGAACGUGGGAGACUGCUACAGGUCGUUCUGAGGAGAUCCAGUCCUGUGGUGUUUGCAAACUUCUCUCUGGUGGGUGUGGAGGAGAGAGUUUCCCACAUCGCUGCAGUGAGAUCUGGCGACUCGUUGCUGUUUGUGGUUGGAAACAAGAUGGUCAGUGUAUCUCCUAAUGGUCCAGGAUGUGCUCAUUUCCUGACGUGUUCAGACUGCCUGAAGGCCCCGUGGUUUAUGGGAUGUGGAUGGUGGGAGGGGACGUGUGCUCGAGUGGAAGAGUGCGGGAUACAGUGGACCAACCAAACCUGCUCUCCCUCCAUCACACAGUUUUUUCCACAGACAGCGCCCCCUGAUGGUGAGACAGAGCUCACGCUGUGUGGCUGGGACCUUCAGUCUCCUACAAAACCUGACAUCACUUCAACUACUCACCAGGUUACAGUGGGAGAGACCAACUGCUCAGUGAUACCAAAGAAAAGCAACAGCACCCAGCUGGUGUGCAGGAUCCUUCCUGGAGCUUCAGAUCUGGAUCAGAUGGUUAAGAUCAGUGUGAGGGUGGAGGAGGAACGAGUGGAGCGCAGUUACACCAUCUCUGGACAAGCAACAGUAUCAGGCUUCAGUUUUGUGACUCCAGUAAUAACCGGUAUCAGUCCUGACCGCGGGCCGAUGAUCGGAGGCAGCAGGAUCACCGUGUCGGGGAAACACCUGGAUGCGGGAGUUAGUAGGAAAGUUCAGCUGGGGGAGAAGAUCUGUCAGGUGGAAAGUGUAUCCACCAACGAGACGGGGUCCUCUGUAGUCUGUGUGACGGAGGGGAUGGACAGAGUAACAGAGGUGAACGUGACUCUUCUGAUUGAUAAAUCAGCCGUGUUAUCAGCCCAGCAGUUCAGCUACAGGGAGAACCCCAUCGUGACGGAGGUGAAGCCCACCUGUGGAUUCAGCAAAGGGUCCAGAAUCAUCAUCAUGGGGCAGAACCUGGACACACCGUCUCAGACUACAGUCUACUACAAACCCAAGAACUCAAACUCUGUUCAAAGGUUGUGUGCGGGUCCGGUCAGCUCUACACAGAUGGAGUGUGAGAGUCCGGUGUGUGAGAGUCUGGCGUGUGAGGAGCCGGACGGUGUCCUCUCUCUGGAUAUGGACGGAGCUAAAGCUCUUUAUUCUCAGCCUUUCAGCUACUUCAGCAACGGCUACCCCAUUCCCUUCGAGCACGAUGACCAUGUGUUUCAGCUGGAGGACGGACAAGAUAAAGUCUCGCUUCACCACGUUAAGCUGGGCCCGGUGAGCCACUGCAUGGACAUCAUCAUGACCAUAGCUGGAGUGGACUGCAAUGCCAAAGUUCUGUCCAAUGAGAUUUUCUGCAGAAUCCCCAAGAAUGUGAGCAUCCCCAGACAGGGGGCACCUGUGCAGGUUUGGGUUAAUGGUAAAGUGUACGAGAUCGGCCGGGUGGCGUAUGCCAGCAACAGCACAAAAGUUGGCAUUGUACUGGGUUUACUGGCAGCACUGGUUGUUGGAGCAGCUUUAGCAUAUGCAGUAAUGGACCAUUUACGCAAAAGUAAAAAAGCUAAGCAAGCAGAAGCUCGGCUCUCCCACUAUUCCGCUCGCAAUGGGAGAGAUCCAACAGCAUCACCUGUAGGAGACUACAGACGAGAAUUAUCUCGUGGGACGUUGAACAGCUCUGGCCUGGCUUUCUCCGGGCUGGUGUACUCCGGCUCUAUGGACCCGGCUGCUCUUCCUCUGGUGUCUCCGGAGGGAUUCUCCAUGUCAGCCAUGCGUCCGGCGCUGCUGGAGGAGGUGAAGGACGUGCUGAUCUCUCCAGACCGACUCAGAGUUCAGCAGGACCAGAUCAUCGGAAAGGGUCAUUUUGGAACAGUAUAUCAUGGCUACCUCACAGACUGUAACAACCAUGAGAUCCACUGUGCGGUGAAGUCCUUAAACAGGAUCUCAGAUGUGGAGGAGGUGGAGCUGUUCCUGAGGGAGGGAAUCCUGAUGAAAGCAUUUCAUCACCCUCAUGUUCUGUCCCUGCUGGGGAUUCUGCUGCCCGCUGACGGGCUCCCUCUGGUGGUGCUGCCGUAUAUGAAACACGGAGACCUCCGACACUUCAUCCGAUCUAAAGACAGGAGUCCCACAGUGAAGGACCUCAUUGGUUUUGGGCUUCAGGUUGCUAAAGGAAUGGAAUAUCUGGCUCAGAAGAAGUUUGUGCACAGAGACCUGGCAGCACGAAACUGCAUGUUGGAUGAGACGUUUACUGUGAAGGUGGCUGAUUUCGGGAUGGCGCGGGACAUCUUAGAUAAGGAGUAUUACAGCAUCCAAGACCAUAAACGAGCAAAACUGCCCAUCAAAUGGAUGGCCAUAGAGAGUUUACAGACUCAGAAAUUCACCACCAAAUCUGACGUGUGGUCGUUUGGUAUCUUAAUGUGGGAGAUGCUGACCAGAGGAGCUAGUCCGUAUCCUGAUGUGGACCCUUACGAUAUGACCCCGUAUCUACUGCAGGGGCGACGCCUCCCUCAGCCUCAGUACUGCCUCGACUCGCUGUGGUGUAUUCUGCUGCAGUGCUGGAACCCGGAGCCGGACUUCAGGCCGACCUUCUCCACGCUGGUGAAGGAUCUCCAGAGCAUCCACUCGGGUCUGGAUGGAGAACACUACGUCAACCUGCAGGUGACCUACGUUAACCUGGAGCAGCCCCGGCCCUACCCCACCAUCGCCUCGGCCACGCCCGCUCUGCUCGAGGGCCAGAGCACUGAAACACUGGACCGGUUGGACGCCUGUAUGGACCUCUAGACCUCAUCCACUGGGAUGGAGCAAGUAUGUACUGCUGCAGACUGGAGCACCUCCAAAGAGGAGGGGCUUACCUCCAAGUGGGAGUUCCACAGCUCCAAAGGGGAGGGGCUUACCUCCAAGUGGGAAGUCCACCAACAGUAUACAGCUCGAGGCUGAGAGCGCGUUUGUGCGCGAGACCUCUCUCACCACGGCUCCGGCGAAUGUCAUAAUAAAAGUCUUCCGUGAUUAUUAUUAUUACUAUUAUUCUAUUACAUCAAAUUUAAUGUUAUAUAGAAUGUACUAUAACAUUAUAUUAUAUUAUAUUAUAUUAUAUAAAAGUCUACAUCGUAAGGCAGGGAGACCUCACUCAACACAGCUCCAUUUCUCUGCCAAAUGCCACAAAAAAAGUUCUUCCGUGAUUAAAAGGCUCAUGGAUGUCUAUAAAUAUAUUAGUUGACAAUUAAUGAUUAUUUAUAUUUCUUAAAUGUCAAUAUAAUAAAAUACGUGUAGUGUGUAUGUAUUUAUAAUAUUAUUGGCUAUGAAUAAACAACUGCCUUUAUUAUUUUACUAUUUUAUAAUUUGAAAAAUUCACAGCAUUGCAAAUUUUUAAAAGUUUUAAAUAAAUAAAAUGUGGUUGCAAUGUGCACAACAUGCUUUUAGACUCUUAGAAAAUGCAUUUUAAAAUAAACAAACAUUUAAUAAACAAAAUAGAUUAAUUAAUUAAUCUUUGGGGUUAAUUACAAGCACAAAACAUUGUGAAAAACACCAUACCGCGUAACACCAAGCACCAUCCUACUUGGAGGUAUGUUCCUCCCGUUUGGAGGUGCUCCAGGCUGCAGCUAUACCCUUCUCGGAUGGAGAGACAUUUACAGCAGGAAACUGAAUGAUGGACCUGAUGAUCAGUUUCAGACUCGCGUCAGAGCGAAUAGAAGCACACGGCACUGUGAACGUUCAGGCCUUUAAAACGUCUCUGGAUCAGGAAAACGGUACGGCCGCAGUCGCUCUGGUCGUUCUCAGGUUUGUUCUAGUCAUUUUGGACUAGAUGUUUACUGUUUAAGACGAUUUAUGCAGUUACAAUACAGGCCAAAAGUUUGGACACACUUUUUUUUAUGCGUUUUCUAUA
This is a messenger RNA of Astyanax mexicanus (Mexican tetra), 5505 nucleotides long. RefSeq names its product macrophage stimulating 1 receptor a (gene mst1ra). The record is from RefSeq and is a predicted model, not a curated record. Gene Ontology annotation, cellular component: membrane; signaling receptor complex. Gene Ontology annotation, biological process: positive regulation of kinase activity; cell surface receptor protein tyrosine kinase signaling pathway; multicellular organism development. Gene Ontology annotation, molecular function: transmembrane receptor protein tyrosine kinase activity; protein binding; ATP binding. Bases 309 to 4403 code for a protein of 1364 amino acids. Lineage: Eukaryota; Metazoa; Chordata; Actinopteri; Characiformes; Acestrorhamphidae. The transcript has 21 exons.